AUGUUACUUCCCUCCCCUUUCUCGCGAUAUAGCGGGUCCAUUAGCUCGCUGAAACAGAAGUGGCGCAGCUACGCCGAAACCAGACGGAAUAGUCACGACGAAGAUCCCCUCGCUCACCGCAUGAUCGACGUCUUUCUGCGUACAUGGGACCUAGGAUUUAUUGCUUUCGGGGGCCCUCCUGUACACUUUCAAAUUCUCCACGCCCGAUUUGUGGAAGGGAAAGGAGGGAAACAGAAAUGGGUGGAUGAGCAGACUUAUCAGGAGCUCUUUGCUAUCUGCCAGGGCCUUCCUGGCCCAGGCAGCACAAAGAUGCUCUUUUGUCUUGUUCUACUCCAUGCGGGAGUAAUUCCGGCUAUUAUGGCAUUUUUCCUUUGGAGUCUUCCGGGGGCAAUCGGCAUGUACGCCCUCUCGGUUGGUAUCCAGAAUGUUAGCGAGAGCCUUCCUGGGCCGGUAUACGCUCUCCUAUCCGGGCUUAAUGCUUCAACUGUCGGUAUUGUCGCGGUUUCUGCAGUGCAUCUCGCAGAAAAAGCGAUUCAAGAUAAAAUUUCUCGCAUUCUUAUUAUUUUUGGUGCAUGCGCAGGCCUCUGUUAUAACACUCUGUGGUACUUUCCGGUAUUGAUGCUUAUUGGAGGUCUCACUAUCGCUAUAUGGGAUGGAUGGUUGUUUUCCCUAAUACACAGGACAAGACUUGCCUGGAAGAACAGGCAUAGAAAACCAGCUGAUUCAGAGGAGACGAACAUAGAUUCCACGCCGAUGGACUCUAUCUCACCCGGACAAUUGGAGCGGAAUGGAACGCUUCGGUCAAGGAAGGUUGAUCCUGGUGGAGCUUUGCCACAAUCCUCUGGGGCCUUGUUGAACUCAUCGCGGCAGAUAGAGAGUGAAGCAAGUCAACAACCGAAAUAUAGUAUUCGCGUUCGGACUGGAGUUGCUAUAUUAAUUAUUUUCUUUGCUUCCUUCAUUGCAAUUCUUGUCGCUAGAGCUAAAUUGAUGCCCCCUCCACUCCCGCUUGAUCUAUUCGCCGGCAUGUACCUCGCAGGAACUGUGAUUUUUGGUGGAGGUCCAGUUGUCAUUCCGCUGCUUCGCUCUUAUGUUGUUGGUCCUGGCUGGGUUUCUAGCCGUGACUUUCUGAUAGGCUUAGCCAUUAUCCAAGCCUUUCCGGGGCCUAACUUCAACUUCGCUGUCUUCUUGGGUGCGCUAGCUCUCCAGCAUUCGCAAUACCCAACUGUCUUCGGCGGAAUUCUAGGUGGGCUAGGCAUUUUUGUCCCGGGAAUUACCCUUGCCGUUGCAAUCCAGAGUUUCUGGAGCGCGUUACGGAAGAGGAGGUCUGUGAUUCGUUUCUUGCGAGGUGUCAAUGCCACAGCAAUUGGCCUGGUAUUCACCGCUGUGUACCGGCUAUGGGAGAUUGGCUACUUGACCGCGGCUAAUAGCGCUGGACAAAGCCUGGCAAACGACCCGUGGUGGUUAGUAGUGGCAACUGUGUCAUAUGCAAGCAAUGCAUGGUUUCGGUUGCCUCCUGCUGGGUCGAUUAUUGUUGGCGCAGUACUAGGUCUGUGCUGGUACGGAGCCGUAGGGCGGUAG
Penicillium cosmopolitanum is the source of this 1578-nucleotide messenger RNA. RefSeq lists its product as uncharacterized. Gene Ontology annotation, molecular function: chromate transmembrane transporter activity. The record is from RefSeq and is a predicted model, not a curated record. Lineage: Eukaryota; Fungi; Ascomycota; Eurotiomycetes; Eurotiales; Aspergillaceae. Gene Ontology annotation, biological process: chromate transport. The transcript is spliced from 4 exons. Bases 1 to 1578 code for a protein of 525 amino acids.